Messenger RNA from Pocillopora damicornis (cauliflower coral), 4439 nucleotides. RefSeq lists its product as uncharacterized. Gene Ontology annotation, cellular component: membrane. Gene Ontology annotation, biological process: proteolysis. NCBI's taxonomy places the organism in Eukaryota, Metazoa, Cnidaria, Anthozoa, Scleractinia, Pocilloporidae. Gene Ontology annotation, molecular function: serine-type endopeptidase activity. The record is from RefSeq and is a predicted model, not a curated record.
UCCGGUAUACGUACGUCUUAUGGACGGAACUACUCCCAAUAAAGGCCGAGUAGAAGUGUACCGAAAUGGAUUUUGGGGCACCAUCUGUAGAGACGGUUGGGAUAUCCUGGAUGCCUCAGUUGUUUGUCGGAUGUUGGGUUAUGCGGGAGCCUGGAAAGCUGGCUGUUGUGAGGAUUAUCGGGGAGGGACUGGUCCAGUGUGGCUAAGUGAAAUUUCAUGUACAGGAAGAGAGAAGUCUCUAUUAGAAUGUGAUCACAGUGGUUGGGGUGUCAAUAACUGUGAUCAUAGAAAAGAUGCUGAGAUCGUAUGUUACAGUCCACCGACAGAAAAACCGUCGCACUAUGUCAGUUUAAAAAUCGUGUCAACAAGAACACAGAAAUCUCUUUUCUCUAGUACAAAAGCAGUUACAUCCACAACGGCUCAGUCCAUUUUGACACAGGUGUCCCCACCAACACCCUUCAGCCCAACAUCAAUAGAAUUCCAGAAAUCGUCAACCCACACUGUUCGUGUAACAGAAGCUAUAGUAGUAUCUCCAAGUUCAUCGUCAUUGGCCGUCAUGUCCAGCUCUGUUAUUGCCCCCUUAAAUCCCAUUUUAUAUAUUGAGCUGUUGAAUGGUGGUGGUCACCCAAAUCAAGGUCGUGUUUCACUUUACUACAAUGGCCAGUGGGGAACAAUAUGCCAAGAUCAUUGGGACAUGAAUGAUGCGAACGUAGUGUGUCGAAUGCUGGGAUACCCAGGAGCUUUUGACUUUACUAACAGGACAGUUUUUGGCAGUGCUAGCGAUGGGCCAAUAUGGCUUGAUGACGUCAACUGCACGGGAAUUGAGAGCACGCUUGCAGCUUGUCCACAUGCUGGCUGGGGAAAAAGUAACUGUGAUCACACGAAAGAUGUGGGGGUGAAAUGUGACUUUAAUUACACUGUAAAGGCAAAAGAUGCAAGCUGCUCAUUUGACACUUGGUAUUGCGGCUGGGAGAAUGGACCAGGCAGCAAGGGGUUAACGUGGACUAGGAAGUUUGGCCCAACGAUAUCACAUGAAACCGGACCAUCCCAAGAUCACACCUCUGGUAGUGGUUUUUACUUUUACAUUGAGGCAUCUGGACGAAGCAGGGGUGAAGUUGCUUCACUCGUGUCUCCACACAUACGAAGUGAUGAAAACACCACGUGUAUGGUAUUCUUCUAUCAUAUGUAUGGACAGUCCAUUGCUACACUCACAGUGAAGGUUGAAGAUCAAGUUUUGUGGCAGUUGUCAGGCAACCAGGGAAAUGCUUGGUACAGAGCAACUGUGCCCCUUAAUUUCAAUGCAACUUACAGGGUGAUGUUUGAGGGUGUUGUUGGUAGCACUGCACGUAGUGAUAUUGCUAUCGACGAUGUCGAGUUCCAGGAAAAUACAGAAUGCGAAAAGACAGCUGAAACGUUAGUUCCGCCAAAAAUCAUUUGGAUUUCCCCAAAUCGAACAGCUGAACUUGGUAGUGAGGUUACAUUAGUGUGUACCGUAACUGGUCUCCCCACACCACUUGUAGUAUGGAAAAAAAAUGGAAAACUUGUUUCGGAGAGUCAGGUGACUGGUAACGUCACUCUAUUGAACAUCACUCAGUCAGAUAUUGGCAGUUAUGAGUGCUGGGCAAUUAAUGAUGGAUCUCCGAGGAAAAUAGUAAUCACCACGAACGUGUCUUGUAACGCGGCCAUCCUGGGUGACUCUGUUGCCAUACGGUGCUGGUCUCGUGGCUACCCUGCUCCACUCUGUGGCAUAUAUCGCGAUGGUAACUUACUAAGCGCCAAUGGAGGUGUUUAUGUAAUUGAAAACUUCACUUCUUUGGACCAAGGAGUCUACAUUUGCAACUGCUCAAAUGUUGCUGGUGCAGCGCAGGCAAACUUUUCCCUCACACUCUAUGAGUCCCCAGCUAUCCACACCAUUCAUCCAGCCUAUCAACUUGUGAACGAAACAGAUACAUUUGAGUUUUUUUGUAAUGCGACGGGAAAUCCACCCCCGGCAAUAACAUGGCGGAAAGUUGGCGACACUAGAAAAGUGCAUUCCAUAGGACAAACACUGAUAAUACACAAUGCUUACAAAUCAGACUUUGGCAGCUACCGAUGUACCGCAAUGAGUGUUCGCGGUGAGAAUGUGUCAGCUGUUGCUCGAGUGGAGAUGGAUAACUUUUCGCCGACGAUCGAGUACAUUUGCUGCAACGUUACCGUUUUGGAAAAAGAAAGAAGAAAUGUUACAAUGUCCUGUAAUGCAACAGGAAGACCAGCGGCACAGCUGUCCUGGAUAAGAGCUGCAGAUGGUAAAACUUUGGUCGCUGGGAACACUCUAGUAAUCUCAGCUGCUGGUCGGUCGCAUCGCGGUGAAUACAGAUGCGUCGGUGAUAAUGGAGUGCGAAGUCCUGUUUCUAAGUCGGCAUAUGUGAACGUGCUUUAUAAUCCAAUAACUACAAGAUUAACAACCGAUAAAUUAAAUGCAGUGGUACUAGGAAAUGGUCGCAUUGCAAUGACUUGCAUAACUGAUGCCAACCCACCGCCAAGUCAAUACCAGUUUUAUCGUAAUGGUGUCUACUUAAGAACUAGUUUUACAGGAGUGCAUGUUAUUCACAAGGCCAGAUAUUUUGACGCAGGAAUCUAUCUAUGCGUACCACUCAACAGGCUUGGCUCUGGUUCAAACGGCUCUGUCAAGGUUUCGGUAGUUGGUGCUUUUUCUAUCAUGUACUUUCCACAGAACAUGACCGUCAACGAAAGUGCAAGUGUUUUAUUCUUUUGUAAUGCUACUUCAUAUGCCCCAUAUGACAAAUUUGUUCCUCAAAUUUCUUGGAGUAAGCUUAGAGACAACAGUAAAGUGUUACCACCAGGUCAACAGCUUGUUAUAAGGAAUGUGAGUCGAUACGAUGGAGGUACAUACAUCUGCACAGCAAAGAACGGACUGGGGCUUCCUGAUACUAAAGCGGCGGUGCUAAAUGUUCUACAUAAACCAUACGACACCAAGCUUGGGGCAUCAGUUCCAGACAAUAUUGCAGUAUUAAACUCAUCUGUAAUAAUAACUUGUAGAGCAAAAGCCAACCCACCGGUCAUAACCUAUAAUAUUUACCACAAUGGCAUCCUAGUGUCCAAUGCAUCUAGUGGAAUUUACAACAUCACACACGCUCUGACUGAAGAUAAUGGAUCAUAUGUCUGUAUACCUUACAACGAGUUUGGUGAAGGCGAAAAGGCAGCUUUGAAGGUGUCUUUUGUGGGACCCUGUGGUGUUAAACGUGUGCAUCAUACCUGGUCGCCUCAGAUUGUGGGUGGAGCUUAUGCUAAACCAGGUGAAUGGCCAUGGCAGAUCCAGCUGGGAUACUUUGACAACACCGAAAGCAUCCCUCAUCUUUGUGGUGGCUCCAUCUUGGAUCACUAUUGGAUUGUUACGGCAGCACACUGUGUGAAAAGUGAAUUUGGUAAAAAAGUCCCCGCCAACUUUAAUGUCACUGCUGGUGAACUCCACAGAGGGGUCAGUGAAGGAAGAGAGCAAACUGUUCCGGUAAAGAAGAUAAUUUUACACCAAAACUUCGACCAGAAAACCUUACGAAAUGAUAUUGCUUUGAUGAAGCUCCAAAGACCAAUCUUCUUUGAUGUGCAUGUGUCACCAAUAUGCCUUCCGGACUUUGAUUUUGACGACGGUACUAAGUGUUACGUCACUGGCUGGGGUCGUUCUGGACCUCUUAGUUCGACGCCAGACAUUCUUCAGGAGACUUCAAUUCCUCUUGUAGCUCACAGAGUUUGUCAACUGUAUUACAAACAGAAAAGAGUUAACAAUGUGACGUCAGACAUGCGCUGUGCUGGGACCCUGGGUCAGAGUCGAGGCACAUGUAAAGGUGACAGUGGCGGACCGCUGGCCUGUGAGAGAGACGACCGCUGGUAUUUGAUGGGUGUUACCAGUUGGGCAAAUGAAGGCUGUAUGCAUAACGGUGAUCUAGGUGUAUUUUCAGAUGUUUUGUACUUUAGGAGCUGGAUUGAAGAAGUCAUGAAGAACAAUACAAAGACAGCAGAGUAGAGCGGGUUGCAUAAGAACGUUGGAUUUAAGUUACAGAAAUAACACUAGUGGAUGAGAGGACAGAUAAAAGUUUUGAAGGUUUUAGUCAUUUCAUAUUCAAAUGAAUGCUAUGUUUUCAGAAAAUUAUCACAGAAUUUCAAUUAUAUUUGGAACUCUCUUGAAUAUUUUUUAACAAAGCUGUGGUAGCAUUUCAUAUGAGAACCAGAAAACAGAUUCUUUGGUGGUAAAAACUCGAACAAUGAUUUGCUGUGAUUAUCCUCGGAACAUUUUAAUAUACAGGAGAACUUGAACUAAUUUUUAGCGCCAGCUUUUAUUUGGGAUGCAUGCCUUUUUUACAUAGAUAUAUUAAAGCAGCAUGUGUUUGUAAAUAUACUUUUAUAAAUUUUUCCAUGCAAUAGUCAGAGCGAAAUGAUCAAAA